GUGGGGCCUCUGUUUACAUUAUUAGCCUGUUGUGUAGGCUACCUGUAUAAGUGUAUGAGGUUACAAGCACACACUUAUUGAGAUUUAGUGGGGCCUCUGUUUACAUUAUUAGCCUGUUGUGUAGGCUACCUGUAUAAGUGUAUGAGGUUACAAGCACACACUUAUUGAGAUUUACUUGAGCCUUCUGUUUACAUUAUUAGCCUGUUGUGUAGGCUACCUGUAUAAGUGUAUGAGGUUACAAGCACACACUUAUUGAGAUUUAGUGGGGCCUCUGUUUACAUUAUUAGCCUGUUGUGUAGGCUACCUGUAUAAGUGUAUGAGGUUACAAGCACACACUUAAUUGAGAUUUAGAGGGGCCUCUGUUUACAUUAUUAGCCUGUUGUGUAGGCUACCUGUAUAAGUGUAUGAGGUUACAAGCACACACUUAAUUGAGAUUUACUUGAGCCUUCUGUUUACAUUAUUAGCAUAUCUACUGUGGCUAAGCAGACUUUUGCCAAAAGGACAAUAAUUAAUUUGUUCUGGGUUUAUUCACUUUAAUGCACUUUUUUUUUUUUGGAACGCAUGUUUUGUUUGAAGGCCUAAUAUAAAUGAAAAACUGUGUGCUUUUUUGGAAAAGCAAAGGCUACUGGAAUAUUUAAAAAAAAAUUCAAUAUUCAAUAAAAAAUUACUUUAUUUGAAAAACAUGUCUAGGGUUUCACGGUGGCAGAGGGGUUAGUGCGUCUGCCUCACAAUACAAAGUUCCUGCAGUCCUGGGUUCAAAUCCAGGCUCGGGAUCUUUCUGUGUGGAGUUUGCAUGUUCUCCCCGUGAAUGCAUGGGUUCCCUCCGGGUACUCUGGCUUCCUCCCACCUCCAAAGACAUGCACCUGGGGAUAGGCCCCUCCCACCUCCAAAGACAUGCACCUGGGGAUAGGCCCCUCCCACUUCCAAAGACAUGCACCUGGGGAUAGGUUGAUUGGCAACACUAAAUGGUCCCUAGUGUGUGAAUGUGAGUGUGAAUGUUGUCUGUCCAUCUGUGUUGGCCCUGCGAUGAGGUGGCGACUUGUCCAGAGUGUACCUCGCCUUCUGCCCGAUUGUAGCUGAGAUAGGCGCCAGCGCCCCCCGCGACCCCAAAAUGGAAUUAGCGGUAGAAAAUGGAUGGAUGGAAAAACAUGUCUAAAAAGUUAUUCAAGGCUAUUUAUGCAAUAUAUAUAAAAACAUGUGAAAAACUGCAUUCAUUAUUCGGUAUUCGGCCUUCAACCAAGCGUUUAAAUUUUAUUCGGCUUCGGACACAAUUUUUCAUUUCGGUGCACCUCUAUCGGUUUGUGGCAAAAGCUUUUCUCCAAAUAGCUAUUUGACUAAAGCACGUGAGAACACACACUGGUGAAAAAUCAUUUCACUGUUCGAUUUGUGGUGAAAACUUCUCUAUUAAGAACCGUUUGACUGAACAUAUGAGAACACACACAGGUGAAAAACCAUUUAGUUGUUCAGUUUGUGGCAAAAGUUUUUCUCUAAAUAGCAAUUUGACUGAACACACGAGAACACACACGAUUGAAAAACCAUUUAAUUGUUCAGUUUGUGACAAAAGCUUUUCUCCAAAUAGCUCUUUGACUGAACACAUGAGAACACACACAGGUGAAAAAUCAUUUCGCUGUUCGAUUUGUGGUGAAAACUUCUCUAUUAAGAACCGUUUGACUGAACAUAUGAGAACACACACAGGUGAAAAAACAUUUAAUUGUUCAGUUUGUGACAAAAGCUUUUCUCGAAAUAGCUCUUUGACUGAACACAUGAGAACACACACAGGUGAAAAACCAUUUCGCUGUUCGAUUUGUGGUGAAAACUUCUCUAUUAAGAACCGUUUGACUGAACAUAUGAGAACACACACAGGUGAAAAACCCUUUAGUUGUUCAGUGUGUUGUAAAAGGUUCACACAUAAUGCAGAGGCAGCAAAACACAUGAGAACACACGAGGGAAAAUAAGCAAAUAGCUGUUUAUCAAUCAAUCAAUGUUUACUUAUACAGCCCUAAAUCACUAGUGUCUCAAAGGGCUGCACAAACCACUACGACAUCCUCGGUAGUUUGUGGUAUGUUGCUCAUAUGUGGCGACAUCCACCCUACCCAGGACCUCCUCACUGCUUCUUUCACAAAUAUCUGAGGUUCGAACGGUGAGAGGAAAAAGGUUGUUCUCUUUACCUCUACAAAAUGUACAGAAAACAAACAAAACUGUGAUCCCUCAACCAAGUACGGACUGAAGCGUGGGUUACCUGUACCGUUACACCUCUAGUAAACACAAUUAUAGACAUGAACAAAAUGACAGUUGUCAGCUGUGAGCAUAUAUUACCUCCAUCAAACAUGGCGGAAAUGUCUGUUACAAGAUACUGUGCUAGUAAAUAGUAGGGAUGCAACUGUACUCGCUGUUAUCCUGCACGGGACAAUCUGACUUUAAUUUUUUUUUUUUUUUAAGUGAUAAUAUUCAGGAUCAGGUGGUAGGCAAUAUAUAAUUUUGAUUAUUUUUUUCCAUAUUGCCCAGCCCUAUUCCAUCAGCAUUUCAGCUCAGUUUCAGCAUUUGGGGAGUUUCUACAGAAAUUAGUUAUGUUCAUACUUUGUAUUUUUUGUAUAGCACUUGGAGUAGUGCUAAUUGCUUUAUCUGCUUGUCACUCAGCUUCUAAAACUUCUAUCUCAUCCUCCUUAUAUUCAGGCUCAAAAAUAUAAGGUUCUGGAUCAUAAUUUGUCCCAAAGUCUUCUUUGAUGGCACUCAUGAAGUAUGCCUUUAUUAGUAAUAGUUGGUGGUGUUGUUGAAGGAAAUAGUGUCCGUUGUGAUGCGUCUGUGGAAAAAAAAUGUGCAGCCGUUUGCUUAAAAUUAUGAAAAUACGCAAAUAUUACAAGUUAUUAUGAAUUUGCCUGUUAUUACAUGACAUAUAUACUUAAGUGUGUAUAUAAAAAGUUGUUGGAAGCUUUUGAAUAUUUUUUAUAGGCGAAAUAACGUGCAUCCCCAUUACCUGCAUUGUUAGCUGACUUUUGCUAGCGUUAGCGCUAUGUAGCUUAACUACAGUUCCCAGUAGCGUGGCGUUAGCCUCGCUCCUUUUUGAACCCGUAGUGAUUCCUGUAGCUUAGCUUUAGUGACGUAACGUCCAUCAAACACUACAAAGAGAGAAAAUAUACUGCUAAUUGAGGGCUGGAAAAAAAAUGAAAAACAUAUUGCAAUAAUCAUUUUAAUGUAUUAUUACUAUGAUUGUUAUUUUACGUAUUAUUUUUUUUGUUAAUAAUGUAUAUCCGGUUGUUCUUUUGGAUUAUGUAAAAUUGAGUUUUGGUGAUUUGGGGGUACUGUUUUUACGUUUUCGAAUUAAUAAAUAAUUCUGUUCUUUAUCUUGAUUCCAAAAUCACUCAAAAUAAUUGUGAUUAUUAUGUUUUGCCAUAAUUGUCCAGCUCUAGACAAGAUAUCGGAAAGGACUUCAUAAUAAACUAUGUAUCACGACUCUUGAGUCAUGAUACAAUAGUCUAUUGCAAUAUUGUGACAUAAAGUUUUACUGCCAUUUUUACAAAGUCAUUGUAAAAAUAAAAAUAAAAUACUUAGAAUACAUGUAUAUAAGUACACUCGAUGUGUCAAAAACAAAGUAAGUAAAAUGAUCAUUAGAAUUGUAAAGAAAGUGGAUCAAAUUUCUUGCAUUUGGUAUCCAAACAAAGUCCUCUACAUUUAACUACAGACUUCUUUGAGAUAGAAAUUAUAUUUUUUUUGUGCGAUGUAUUUCAAUAUGGACUUUCACCCUACUGUUAGUUUGUAGUAAGCUAUUGUCCAUGGAAGCAAAUGUUUUCUACUUUCUGCGAUUCUAGCUGAACUUCUCUGAGUCUAUGAAAAGUCAUGUAAACAUUGAUCCAUCAUUCUGGCAAGGCACGAAAUGAAUGGCCAUGAAACACUACACAAACAUACAGUACUUAGAAGAAAGUGUAUUUUUGUUAUUUGUGU
Molecule: messenger RNA, 3939 nt
Organism: Nerophis ophidion (straightnose pipefish)
Lineage: Eukaryota; Metazoa; Chordata; Actinopteri; Syngnathiformes; Syngnathidae
Product: oocyte zinc finger protein XlCOF22-like
Exons: 1
Coding region: 1428-1955 (175 amino acids)
Biological process (GO): regulation of transcription by RNA polymerase II
Cellular component (GO): nucleus
Molecular function (GO): RNA polymerase II transcription regulatory region sequence-specific DNA binding; DNA-binding transcription factor activity, RNA polymerase II-specific
Source: RefSeq, a predicted model, not a curated record